Molecule: messenger RNA, 2432 nt
Organism: Brassica oleracea var. oleracea
Lineage: Eukaryota; Viridiplantae; Streptophyta; Magnoliopsida; Brassicales; Brassicaceae
Product: phosphate transporter PHO1 homolog 8-like
Exons: 11
Coding region: 1-2244 (747 amino acids)
Biological process (GO): cellular response to phosphate starvation; phosphate ion transport
Cellular component (GO): Golgi apparatus; trans-Golgi network; cytoplasm
Molecular function (GO): inositol hexakisphosphate binding
Source: RefSeq, a predicted model, not a curated record
AUGAAGUUUGGGGAAGAGUUUGAUGGGCAGAUGGUUCCAGAAUGGCAACAAGCUUACAUGGAUUAUUCUUCUCUCAAAUCCAUUCUUCAAGAAAUCCAAAACUCACGGGAAAGAUCAAGAACAGCAGGUGCCUUGAGACCCAAGAAAUCUGUUUACCGCAACUUCAGCGGUCUGACAAAGCGGUACAGCCGCGCCGCCUCGUAUUUGGAUCUCGAAAACCAGGACAUUAUGGUGAGUACACGGAUUGGUGAUGAUGGGUUUGAGAGAUACGAGACGGCCAUCAUGAAAGUUGCGGAAGCAGGAAGAGAGUCAGAGCUUGUGUUCUUUAAAACCCUAGAUCUGGAGUUCGAUAAAGUGAACCAUUUUUACCGGUCUAAAGUGGAUGAGAUGAUGAAGGAGGCAGUGGGUUUAAACAAACAAAUGGAUGCUUUGUUUGCUUACAGAAUCAAAGUUGAACGACCUUCUUCUUCUUGGACCUGCUCUGAAACAGUAUCAGUUGAUGUGAAUGCCUUGGAUUGCAAGGAACAGAGGAGGAAGACAUUAGCUGAUGAGAUGGGAAUCGAAAUAAAAGAAUCCAGCGGUGGAGAUUCAACAAAAGAGAGCACACCAGCGGCUUUAAGUAUAGACCGUAUCAGAUUAAACAAAACUCAAGAAACUCCACUGUCCACAAUCAGAAACAUCCUCAAGCUAUCUAACCAAGAAGAGCUCAAAUUCACAAGAGAGACUCUCAAGAAAAUAGAAGAACGGCUUAAGAAUGUCUUCAUCGAGUUUUAUCGCAAGCUUAGACAUCUCAAGAAUUACAGCUUCUUAAACACCUUGGCGAUUUCAAAGAUCAUGAAGAAGUAUGAUAAGAUUGCUUCAAGAAAUGCAGCAAAACCUUACAUGGAGAUGGUAGAUAAGUCCUACCUCACUAGUUCUGAUGAGAUCAACAAACUUAUGGUGAGAGUUGAGUCUAUUUUCGUCGAGCAUUUCGCCAGUUCGAACCGAAGCAAAGGAAUGAAUCUCUUAAGACCAAUAGUGAAGAAAGAAAGACAUCGUAUAACGUUUUCAACUGGCUUUUUUGUGGGCUGUUCAGUCUCUCUAGUGAUUGCCCUUGUCUUGUUCAUCCAUGCACGCAACAUAAUAGGCACAGAUGGACAAAAACUCUACAUGGAGACAAUGUUUCCUCUCUACAGUUUGUUUGGAUUCAUUGUCCUGCACAUGAUCAUGUAUGCUUCAAACAUAUACUUCUGGAAGAAAUAUCGAGUGAAUUAUGCAUUCAUAUUCGGGUUCAAAGAAGGAACAGAGCUUGGUUACAGACCAGUUUUGCUUCUAAGCUUUGGCCUCGGCACGCUUGCUCUAGCUGCUGUUCUUAUAAACCUUGACAUGGAGAUGGAUCCUAAUACUAAUGACUACAAGACAAUCACUGAACUUCUUCCCCUCUUCGUUGUAGCUAUUGUCAUGGCCAUUUCUGUGUGUCCCUUCAACAUUUUCUAUCGGUCGAGCCGAUUCUUCUUCCUAGCAGUUAUAUUCCGCUGCAUAGCUGCGCCGCUCUACAAGGUUAGUCUUCCGGAUUUUUUCUUGGCCGACCAGUUAACAAGCCAGGUUCAAGCUCUGAGGAGUCUACAGUUCUACGUAUGUUACUACGGCUGGGGAGACUUCAGGCUAAGAAGAAACACAUGCAGAUCAAGCGAUGUAUAUAACACAUUCAACUUCAUUGUCGCUGUGAUUCCUUACUGGUCACGUUUCCUUCAGUGUGUUCGAAGGUUGAUCGAAGAGAAAGAUAUAAGCCAAGGCUUCAAUGCUCUCAAGUAUUUGUUGACCAUCGUUGCUGUGUGCUUGAGAACAGCUUACAGCCUUAACAGAGGAAACAACUGGAGACUCGCUGCAUGGGUUUUCUCGGCCUUGGCAACUUUCUACGGUACAUAUUGGGACAUUGUGCAUGACUGGGGAUUUCUUCAUAAUCCAUCUAAGACUUGGCUUAGAGAGAAGCUUCUUGUUCCUCACAAAUCCGUCUACUACGUUGCAAUGGUGGUGAACGUUGUGUUGAGGUUGGCAUGGUUGCAGACUGUUCUUGAUUUCAACUCCUCGUUCUUGCAUAGAGAGACAAUGAUUGCUCUCCUAACUAUUCUUGAGAUCAUACGCCGUGGUAUCUGGAACUUCUUUAGGUUAGAGAACGAACAUUUGAACAACGUGGGGAAGUUCAGAGCAUUCAAAUCAGUUCCAUUACCGUUCAACUACGGUGAAGAGGAAGACUCGAGAUAGUUAGGUAUAUAAGAUUGGACCUAUUCAAGGUUGUUCCAAAGAGUGGUGUUUCUAUUUUGUUACUGGUAUUGCUAUAGACUCCUUGUAAGGAAAUUAGCAUAAAGGCUUAGGAUAAAACGGUUUUGCCUAGGGUUUGUGCUCUCUAGUCACCAUGUCCCCAAAUCAUAUUUCAAACCAAGAUUGGUCCA